AAAAGCUAUUCUGUUGUAUUGUACCUACACAAUAUUAUAUUGCAUCCCCAUGUGAAGUUUUCAGAAGUUGCCCCACAAACAAAAGAAGGAACAGUCCUUGAAAGAGAGUUUUCCAAGGCCAAGAUUACAAGUUCAUGUUAUUUACAAUCUCAAAAAGCUUCCAUACAAGUUGUGCUAGCCUAGCUACUUGCAAAAUCUUGGAAUAUUUUACUUCAUCCAAAUCCCUUGCAGUCUGUCUGCAGAGAAGAGAAAAGAUGGCUUUGAUCGGAGAGGCUCUUAUCUCUGCUUCCGUCCAGGUGUUGUGUGACAGAAUUACUUCAAGCGAGUUCGUCGACUUAUUUCGGCAGAAGAAACUGGACGAACCACUCCUCAUGAACUUGAAGACGACACUGUUGACUUUGUUCGUGGUGCUCAAUGAUGCAGAGGAGAAGCAACUUGUGAACCCUGCUGUGAGAGAGUGGCUUAACGAGCUCAAGCAUGCUGUCUUUGAUGCAGAGGACUUACUGGAUGAGAUCGACACUGAAGCUUUGCGAUGCAAGCUGGGAGGUGAGGAUCAAACCCACAAAUUAACCAAUAAGAAAAUUGCUCUUGGCCUGGGAGAAGUUGCUAGGAGGAAGGUUUCACAUAGAACUCCAACAACUUCCUUGGUUCAUGAACCUUGUGUAUAUGGUAGAGAUGAAGUCCAAGAAAAUUUAUCAAAAGUGUUGCUAUCUGAUGAUGCAAGCAAGGAUGAUGUGUCUGUCCUCACCAUUGUUGGAAUGGGUGGGGUUGGCAAGACAACCCUUGCUCGAAUGCUUUACAACAACAAUAAGGUGAAAGGGCAUUUUACACUUCAAGCUUGGGCUUGUGUUUCAGAAGACUAUAAUGCUUUUAGAAUAACUAAAACUAUUCUUGAGUCAGUCACUUCAAAGCCUUGUAAUACGACGGAUCUGAAUUUGCUUCAAGUUGAAUUAAGAGAGCAGUUGAGGGGAAAGAAAUUUUUAUUUGUGUUGGAUGAUCUAUGGAAUGAAAAUUAUGGUGAUUGGGAGCGCCUCCAAACUCCUUUUAAUUCAGGGGCCAGGGGAAGUAAAGUCAUUAUAACAACACGGAACAAAAAUGUAGCAUCUUUAAUGAAAAAUGUUCCCAUUCAAUUCUUGGAACCAUUGUCGCAUGAAGAUUGCUGGUUGUUACUUGCGAAACAUGCGUUUGGAAAUGUAAACUGUAGUGAACAUCCAAGCUUGGAAGAAAUCGGCAUGAAAAUUGCACGCAAGUGCAAAGGGUUGCCUUUAGCUGCACAAACACUUGGGGGUUUGUUACGUUGCAAUAUAGAUUCUGAGGAGUGGAAUAGAAUACUAAAUAGUAAUAUUUGGUACCUACCCUAUGGUACAACUGACAUUCUUCCGGCUCUAUGGUUGAGUUAUCAUUAUCUCCCCGCUCAAUUAAAACGAUGCUUUGUUUAUUGUUCAGUUUUUCCAAAGGAUUAUGAGUUUAAAAAGGAAGAUGUAGUUCAAUUAUGGAUGGCAGAAGGCUUAGUUACUCAAGUUGAUAAUGGGAUGAUUAUGGAAUCAAUGGCUAGAAAAUACUUUGAUGAGCUAUUAUCUCGGUCACUGUUUCAAAAGUCAAGAGAACUCAGUUUCACAAUGCAUGACCUCAUUCAUGACUUGGCUAUGUUCAUCUCUAAGGGGUUUUGCCUUAGGCUGGAAGGGGUGGAAUCGCGUGAAGUUAAAAGAGCUCAUCAUUUGUCAUAUGCUAGGGGAGAAUUUGAUGCUGCUCCAAGAUUUGAACCAUUAUAUGAGGCUAAAUGUUUGCGGACCUUCCUACCUACCUCUUUAAAUCCAUAUAGCUCUUAUGAAAGAUUUUCUGUAAGUAAAAAAGUUCUACAAGAUUUGUUGCCAUCACUAAGAUGUUUACGGGUGUUAUCAUUGUCACGUUAUCAAAAUGUUACUGUGUUACCUGAUUCUAUUGCAAACCUCAUUCACUUGCGCUACUUGGAUCUUUCCCAUACCGCAAUUAAAAGGUUACCUGGGGUACUUUGCAAUCUCUACAACUUGCAGACAUUACUAUUGUCAAAUUGUUCCUCACUUCGUGAAUUGCCUGCAGACAUUAGAAAAUUGAUUAAUUUACAGAAAUUGACAUUGGGCGGUUGUAGUUCUCUUAAUAAAUUGCCUACAGGCAUGAAGGAGUUGACUAAUUUGCAUCAUCUUGAUGUCAGUGGAACUAAAAUUGAAGAGAUGCCGGUGCAAAUGGGUAGAUUGAAAAGUUUGAGAACAUUGACUGCAUUUGUUGUGGGCAAAUCUACUGGGUUCGGCAUAAGAGAACUGAGGGAGUUCCCACAACUUCGAGGAAAACUAUCAAUUUUGAAGCUACAAAAUGUAGUUGAUGCGAGGGAUGCACUGCACGCCAAUAUGAAGCACAAGAAAGAUCUCAAGGAGUUAAAGUUUUCAUGGGGUGCGGAGGAUGCUGAUGAUUCCCAAAAGGAGAAAGAUGUACUCGACAAGCUCCAGCCUUGCGUGAAUUUGGAGAAAUUAACCAUCAAAUUCUAUGGUGGAACCAAUUUUCCGAAUUGGUUAGGAGACUCGUCUUUUUCUAACAUACAAGUCAUGCAUCUCAGUGACUGUAGUUAUUGUUGGUCGCUCCCACCAGUUGGACGGCUACCGGCACUCAAACAGCUCUGUAUAAGAAGAAUGAAGUUUGUGAAGACGAUUGGCGUUGAAUUCUAUGGCAGAAAUGGAGCUUAUCUGACUCAGCCAUUUCGAUCUCUGGAGAAGCUAGAGUUUUGGGAGAUGCCGGAGUGGGAGGAAUGGGUACCAAGUGGAAGUGCAAGUGGAGGUGAAUAUGGUCCAGACUUUCCUCGUCUCCAGGAGUUGAUUCUAAACCAGUGUCCGAAGCUUAGAGGAAGUUUGCCUUGUGAGCUGCCUUGCUUAAAGAAUCUUACGGUGUAUGGGUGUGAGGUUUUACAUGAUAGAAGGGCCACUACCACAACUACCAAUAGUCUUAACUAUAAAUCUCUUGAAGAAUUGGAUAUACGUGGUGGAUGCCAAACUCUGUUAUCAUUAUUAGAGACAAAGCUCCUGCCCAACUGCAAUCGUCUUCAACGUUUGACUCUUUGGAAUUGUCCAACGCUGUCAUCGUUUCCCAAAGAUGGCCUACCCACUACAUUGACAUUACUUUAUAUAAACAAUUGUAGGAAAUUAGAAUUCCCACCUCAUGAGAUGUUGGCCAAAUUAACAUCGCUUGACAAUUUGUGCAUUCAAAAUAGCUGUGAUUCAAUGAGGUCCUUCCCGUUGGGCAUUUUUCCCAAAUUGACGACGCUUGGAAUUCAUGAUUGUGAGAAUCUGGAAUCUUUUUCCUUGAUUGAAGAAGAAGGAGCUGUUGAGAAUCUCAGCCAUCUCAAUUCCUUGCAAGUCUAUAACUGUCCAAAAAUGGUGUGUUUUCACGAGGGAGAAUUGCCCACUCCCAACCUGAGUUGCUUUCUAGUCUGUGGUUGCAAGAAUUUGAAGUCAUUGCCCGAACGCCUUCACACCCUCACUGCCCUUCGAUCUUUGUCGAUAUGGAAUCUUCCGAAUCUGGAGUCAUUUGCAGAAGAUGGGGGUUUGCCUCCCAACCUCCGAUCUUUUAGCAUUGGGAAUUGUAAGAGACUGAGGGCUUCAUCAGUGGGAGAGUACUGGGGUUUGCAAGCACUUGACUCCCUUGAGAUCGGUGGAAGUGACCAUGUCUUGGAGACGUUGCUGCUCCCUACCACUCUUCACACUCUCCGCAUCUAUUCUCUAUCAACUCUGAAAUCUUUGGACGGAAAGGGUCUUGGACACCUCACUUCUCUUCAAGGGCUACACAUUGACAGCUUCUCCAAUGCCUGCCAGAAGAGGGUUUGCCGCCAUCUCUUUCUCAUCUGA
Messenger RNA from Prunus dulcis (almond), 3872 nucleotides. RefSeq names its product putative disease resistance RPP13-like protein 1. Gene Ontology annotation, molecular function: ADP binding. Bases 135 to 3872 code for a protein of 1245 amino acids. The transcript has 3 exons. The record is from RefSeq and is a predicted model, not a curated record. NCBI's taxonomy places the organism in Eukaryota, Viridiplantae, Streptophyta, Magnoliopsida, Rosales, Rosaceae. Gene Ontology annotation, biological process: defense response to other organism.